Octodon degus (degu) is the source of this 3811-nucleotide messenger RNA. Its product is annotated as putative spermatogenesis-associated protein 31D3. Bases 44 to 3757 code for a protein of 1237 amino acids. The record is from RefSeq and is a predicted model, not a curated record. Lineage: Eukaryota; Metazoa; Chordata; Mammalia; Rodentia; Octodontidae. The transcript has 4 exons.
AUUCAUACAAUGGAGAGAGUGCUGCACGUUCUUGAAUAGCUAUAUGGAGCCAUGGCUGAGCUGUGGCUCAUCGCUCUUAGCUCUAGACCCCAGCGGCACCCUUCUGAAUGCUGCGGUGUUGCUGCUCCUGCUCCUCUGUUAUCUGUGGCUGAAACCAUUUUUACCAACCUUCUGGGACAGAAGUGAUAUCCCAAAGCUACAGCACAGAAGCAGGAGAAGGAGGAGAAGUACAACACUUAAAGGUUGGAGAGCAAGCCUGAGAGAAAGACAGGAGGGGAGGAAGCUGCAUUCACUUCUGAAAAGCCCCCUGGGCCAGCUUCCUGAUACAACCCACUUCCGACAACUGCUGUGUCCAGAUCCCUUCUGUGAUGUGUGUAACACCACAACAGCUAAGGUCAGUCGAAUGCUCUCUCAGGCACCCCUGGAAGAUGCUGCUUAUGCUGUGACCAACUUGACUUCCACAGAUUCUGACUCAUCCAGCACACAGACCUACACCAGCUCAGCAGUCCUGCCAGGACACUCAGUCCCAGCCCAUGCGCCCGAGCCUUCUCUACCUCCACCCUCUAUUCUCUCACCUAGCCUGAUCACCUGUUUAGUGGACUCACCAUCACCUGUGCUGCUGGGUGACUUUCAGCAAGUGGAGCAUCCUUCUCCCUUAGAUUCCAAAUCCCCAGUGGACUGUUUUCCACCAGAGUCACUGGCCUCUCCCUGCUCCCUGCUAUGUCACACUCAGAAGGCAAAACCUGGUCUUCAACCAAGAAGCACUUCACCAGUUAGUUACAGUCCUGGUGGGUUCUCCACUAACCACCUUCAUACCAUGGAAGUCUCUCUUCAGGGACAGACGGAAAUCUACCUUGUAGAGCCUGGAAACCUUAAGAUUCUUAGGCCUGACAGCUGGGCCCUCCUGGAAAGGCAAAUUAAAAAGAGAGGUGAUUUGCUGCUGGGGAAAGGAAAGGGAAAACAAACAGAAUCUUUUCUAAGGCAACAUCAGCCAGAUUCCCCAGUGAAAAUUUCACAGAAAAGAUCAGAGUCAGCUGCUGGUCAACAGGACUCUGCAUGUUCCCUUCCUAUUUGGAGCAGUGAAGGUAAACCAGAGGGGCUACCCACACAAGUGAAGCCCCUAGGUGCUCAGAGCUUGGAGGAUCAUUUAGAACAAAAACACAGACAGUUCUUCUGGGGUCUUCCGUCUCUACACAGUGAGUCACUGAACCCCAUUGUGCCUGCCUCAGGUGAUUGUUCUUCAAUCUUUAUUUGUUUUAAUACCAUCUCCAGCACCUCAAAAGCCUGUGAAUAUCCAAACCCACCACAUCCUUCACCUCCACCUUUGCCCCACACACAACCUCAACCCUUGCCUCAAACUCUGCCCCAAUCUCACUCCCCCAAUACCCUUCCUGUGAAGAUCCAGGCCCAAUGUCUGUCCCUACCUCCAUGCCUGCUACCUUCUCCUGAAUGCCAGCCUAGAAGCUGUGGGGUGUAUUUUCACGGUUCCCAGGGUGAGAUACAAUCCCUUACACCAGCUGAAAUUGAACAGCUGGAAGUUAACGUACUGCAGAAAGUACAGGAGAGUGUGUGGGGCUUACCCUCUGUGGUCCGAAGAUCUCGGGAGGACUUCUGUCCUCCGGCUCCCAAGCUUUCCCUGAUCAGCCAGGCCUCCAAGGCUCAUAUGCCAGUUUCCAUCCUGCCUGGAGACUUCCCCUGCAGCAGUGAGCUGCGGAAGAAGCUAGAGCACCACCUUCGUAAGAGGCUUGUUCAGCACCGCUGGGGCCUGCCCCGAAGAGUUCUUGAAUCACUGUCAAUGAUGCAGCCACGGAGUGUGGUCCCUCAGGCCUCUGUGACAAAGGAAAGUUAUGGGCUCUCCUGGAUCUCUUUGUAUAAGGGUCAGAGCAGCAAGGACUUGAGUCAGUUUGAAACCAUGCAUGAGACAAACUCAGAAACGCUACCUUUAGAGGAGGCAGUGGGGAAGAACCAGGGUCACAGUCUAGUGAGUGGCCCCCAAAAUCUGAGUGCCCAGGACACGAUCACACAUGAUGCUCAGGGCUCUUACUCAGAGAAAGCCCUGGAAAGUCAAGCAGAGAAAAACUCAGGGGUCUCGAGUAUGAGGGUAAACCAGAAACAGCUUGAGAAAACCCUGAAAGUACACUUAAGUAAGAAGUUUGAGGAAAUCCAUGAGGGCCAGAUCCCUGAUGCUGUGAAUAAAUCAUGGCAUUCCGUCAACCUGACACUUCCCUUACCUCAGAAAUCCUCCAGUCACAUAAAGGGCAGAGGUGAAGCACCACUGCUGAGUAAGGGUAGCCAUCUGGACACCUCCCAAGAUAUUUCCUUCCUUAGUUCCAGCAAACAACAGAUGAUGGAAGAGCAUAUUACAACUUUUCGUAGGAGAAUGAUGUGGGGCCUUCCCCACAAAGUCCAGGAAUCCAUAGAAAUCUCCAACAUAAAGGAGGACCGGUACCCGGCUCUUUCUCAUUCUGAAUCUCCCUCAUCAGGCACCUGCCUUUCUGACUUGAAUUCUAAGAUGGGGGUCUGUAAGACCCUUAGAAGAAGCUCUCAUGCUUCUGAAGCACACGAAGUGGAAACAAAUUUGGAUGUGGGUCUUCCUCACCCUGCUACCUCACAAGUGGGCAUGGCAGGACUGGGGACCAGGAGGCAGUCACCCCAGACUUACACUGACCAUAAGCUGGCAGAGAACAUGCAGACAGGGGAGGAUGGCCCACAGGUCUCUAUGCUCCCCCGGCACAGCAGCACAGACAUGGUGGACCAGAAGCAGACCCUACAAGACAAGAGAUGCCACCCAGAGCCACCAAUAGGGCAGGCAGGGGCAGCAUCUGAUGUGAGUGACAUGAGAAUCAGUUCCUGUAGUGCCAAAGAGAGGCUUCAGAGCCAUGUAACAAUGCAGUUAGAGUAUCUGCCCAUGUGUGACGAGUCCAGGGACACUUUUAACGCAAAGAAGCUCAAGUUUCUUCAGUCACAGACAAGUAACAUCUCAAUAACUAGCAAAUCAGGGGCCAAUCUGAGGAAAGCUGUGAAGACAAGUAAGACAGAAACUCCCCUGAUCACUAAAAGGCCUCUACCAAGAACAGCCGUUCCCCAAGAUGUGAAAUCAUCAAAACUUAAAAAUCAGCUGCUUAAUGAGCUGAGGUUUAAAAUAGAGAGCAGGAAGAAGAGCCAGCCUCAGGGCCUUCCUGCGAAUGCAUUCCCUGCCUCCAAGAACUUGCAAAACCGGACCUUAUUCCAUCAUGACCACAGUGCCUCCCGUGGGAAUGUGGUGGCUUCCCGGGUGAUGCAUGCCUGCUUGGACAUUACAACAUCCCACCUGGAGCAGAGGCACAAGCCCUGGGUCCCUAAGCAAGUCUUACACAAGCAUCAAGACCAGAAAUUUUCUCCAGAAGCUGAGCGAGAGUGUCCUUUGAUACUCAAAGCACGAGACUUUGGUGGAGGGGAUGCCGGAAUGGACAUAUACCACCGCAGAAGUUGCCCUGACCAAGACCGGGUGCUAGAAAAGGCUCGUGGGGGCAAGUUCUCCCCACCUGUGUCACCAAGAGGACAGCCCCAUCCUGAAGAGCUCUUCAGAGAUAAGAUGAAACAUUUUUUCCAAUGGAUUUUUCCUAGUGUGAAGCACACAGGCCAAGAAAGCCCCAUCGAGAGCAGCUCCUCUGAAUCCUCAGUACAGAGGAGGGGCCCAGGUAGAGGGAGAACUGGGUUAAUCCAGAACACCAAAGACCAGAAAACUGCCACAAGAUUUGAAAAAGUCCUUCACUAGAAUUCGCAGGAAGGACAUUUUAUUCCCCCAAAAUAAUUCAUUUUGUGUUGAAAA